CCAAACUCCCCAACAAAACAUUUCUUACCAAACCAGAGAAGGUAACAAAGGAGUACAAAAACUGCCAAAGAAAACUUCCUCCUCAUCUAUAGUCUCUCAUCAAAGUCUGUUUUCUUCACACCUCUCUCUCUCUCUCUCUCUCUCCUCACCUAUCUCUCUCCAAAAUUCAGACCCAUCAAUGGAAACCUCUCCCAAACUCCAAGAAAACCAAAACCCAUCUGCCCACAGCCACAGCACCACCAGCACAACCAGCAGCAGCACCAGCAGCAAUGGGCUCCACCCACCACCACCACCACAAACCCCCACCACACCCAAACCCAUCACCAGAUCCGAGCCCAACAGCCCGUACCCGACCACCUUCGUCCAGGCCGACACCUUCUCCUUCAAACAAGUCGUCCAGAUGCUCACCGGAUCCUCCCACGCCAAACCCGACCCGCCCAAGAACCCCAUCCCCCCGAUCCGAUCCGGGCCCAAGAAACAACCAUCUUCCAAACUCUACGAGCGGAGGAACAGCCUCAACAAGAGCUUCAAGAUCAGCCCGUUGCUGAACUCCGGCUUGACCCGGACCCACGAGAUCCUGUCCCCGAGUAUUCUCGAUUUCCCGUCGCUCGCCCUCAGCCCGGUCACCCCGCUCAUACCCGACCCGUUCAACCGGUCCCCGCAGCCCGGUUUGGACAUGGAGAAAGAGAAAGAUGCGAUUGAGAAAAAAGGGUUUUACUUGCACCCGUCGCCGGCGAGCACUCCGAGGGACUCGGAGCCCCGGCUGCUGCCCCUGUUCCCGGUCACUUCCCCUAGGGUUUCAGGUUCUUCUUCUUCGUCUUGAGCGAAUUUUUCUCUCUUUUAUUUUUUUUGGGUAUUUGUAUAAUUUUUUUUUUAAUUAUGUGGGUUUUGUUAUUUUACUAAUGUGGGUUUUUCAAAUUGAUGAGGCUAAUGCUCUGUUGUUAUAUAAUGAUGAAUGUGAUGUACAAUUUGGAGAGGGUUUGGAGAA
Molecule: messenger RNA, 988 nt
Organism: Rhododendron vialii
Lineage: Eukaryota; Viridiplantae; Streptophyta; Magnoliopsida; Ericales; Ericaceae
Product: VQ motif-containing protein 4
Exons: 1
Coding region: 179-823 (214 amino acids)
Source: RefSeq, a predicted model, not a curated record